UCUCUCUUGCCUUGACCCCUUGCUAUAUUUGUUGACAAUCGUUGUUCGUGCAAUUUUCCAUCAGUAAUUUCCCCUUUGCUGUGGGGAUUAAAAUUGAAGAUGAAUACCAAUUAUAAUCGGCAAGCCUAUAACAAUUCGCCUGUUGGAUUUCAACAUGGCAAUCGUUUUUUUGCGCAAAGGAGUCCGAGUUUUUCCCAAGGUAACCGAUUUCAAUCUCCACAUACACAACAAGGUAACAGAUAUCGUUCCCCGAAUCAUUUGAACUAUUCAAAUGCCAACCGAAGUCCAAUGCACAAUAAUUCACCGGAAAUGUUUUCGCCUCGUAAUUCUUCUCCAUACCGGCAAAACUUUCACCGAAAUUCGCCAAAUUCAUACAAUACCCCGAACAGUUCAGAUGGUAGGAGUAAUUAUGCUAAUCGCAGUUCGUACGGUUCCAGCGGCAAUUCCAGUUCAUAUUUCGGUGACGCAUCAUUUGGAAGUCCUUAUAAUACAUCAAAUAGGCAUAACAGAUUUCAGGGUAAACGGAGCUACCAGAGUCCAAACUCCAGCGAUUCCAACCCCGGACAUUCAGCUGACAUUCGACAAUAUGUACAUCCGUCAAUGCUGGAAGAUCCUUGGAAAGACUUGAUGGCUGAAAUGGAAAAGGAUGUGCCGAAUAAAUCAUGAUGAAACAUUGUAUAAAAAGAAAAUAAUGAUUUUAACUGUUUUUAAUGACUUUCAGGCAAGACCUGAUGCCAUCUUCGUACAAAAUUGCAUGUAAAUAAAAGGGUUUUAACUGUU
Uloborus diversus is the source of this 780-nucleotide messenger RNA. RefSeq lists its product as uncharacterized. NCBI's taxonomy places the organism in Eukaryota, Metazoa, Arthropoda, Arachnida, Araneae, Uloboridae. The coding region runs from base 100 to 666 and encodes 188 amino acids. The transcript is spliced from 2 exons. The record is from RefSeq and is a predicted model, not a curated record.